AUGGCUUCUCUGUCUGAAAUCGUCGAGCAUGAGUUUGGAGCAUCACCAAGAAGCAAGCUUUUAAUAACAAGUGAAAGCAGUCUAGCUUCUGUCGCAUCCUUAUCUAUGCCUCUUAUUCAGGAGAUUGUUUUGUCAGCAGACAUCAGAUGUAGUGACUGCCAAGAGAAGAUCGCCGAUAUAAUGUCAAGGAUGAUCGAAACAUAUUCAAUACUAGUGAGUGUGUUGGAGAAGAAAGUGACGUUGACAUGUACAUAUUCCGGUGACCGGAGAGUCUCCAAGUCAUAUGGUGAAGCUCUUCUCUGCAAAAUCUCCAUCUUCAAGCGUAGGAUGUUUCAUUCUUCCAAGAAACAGUAA
Molecule: messenger RNA, 354 nt
Organism: Eruca vesicaria subsp. sativa (arugula)
Lineage: Eukaryota; Viridiplantae; Streptophyta; Magnoliopsida; Brassicales; Brassicaceae
Source: the annotation of a GenBank genome assembly